ACAAUAUAUGCAACGACGGUCACCUGCAUGAUGUGAGAUUGUCCGUGGACAUGGAGGCGUUGAAUCCUACGGGAGACGUAGUACGCCAUCAUCAAGGCAGCCUCAUGCAGCGGUGUCAAUGUGAAAGAUUGCAUAGUCAUGAACAACCUCGGAGAUGAACGAUUGCAGAAUCGCAAGGGCCACAAUAUGUCUCAUAAAACGCCUCCCGCCGAGCUCGUGUCGAUUUAUGAGCCACUCGAUGGCCAAAUAUGUAUUCACCUCGUAAACUCUCGAGCUGAAUGCCAUCGGGCGCCUCACGUAGAAACAAACAGGUAGACUGCCUUUUGCGCAGGACCCAUCACCUCUCCACUCUCCGCUCAUGAACGUCUUCUCACCCCUCCGACAUGCUGCCAAGGCUGCUUUCAGGCCAUAUUUCUCUGAAUCAGUCAGAAUCCCAUCCAAUUUCGACAGCCUGUAUGUCGCCAAUGUCUCUUCCGCGGCCCGCAAAGCCGUCCUCGACGUCUUUGCUGCGAAGCCCGACGCUGUGGGCCUCAGCACCCAGGAGAUAUGGGAGGAGUCGCUGGAGCAAAUUGACCUUCCUGUACCUCCGGUCUCAUUGAAUCCGUCGCCCCAGUUGCCCCCGGGUGAAUGGCAUCCCCUGCGGUCCGUCAGAAAUUUGAAGAAGUAUGUACUUCCACAAAUGGAAGAGGAACGCCGGCUUAUGAAGGUCCACGUGAAAAUCGCGGAGGAUGUGCGGGAGGAGGAUGGAACCGUGACCAGGCAAAAAGUCUUCGUGGACGGCGAAGAGUUCAUCACGACGCCCGUCAGGGACACGCGCUACGGAACAAAGGUGAAAGACGUCUGGAUAUGGCGGCUGAUGGAUGAGAAGGAGUGGAUCGAGCGCGAAGAGAAGUUAGCAGCAAAGAAGGCAAAGCACAUCGAGCGGGAGAGGUUGGACGAGGAGGCGAGAAAGUUGUGGAAACAGACCAAGAACGAUCCGCUUUUGAGGGGACAGUACAGGCUGAAGCAGCAACUGAAGAAGGAAGAAGAGGAAUUCAUGAUAGAACGGGAGAAGCCGCCGCACAACGAUCUCGAGGAAGAGUACGAACAUUCUUUUAAGCUCCUCGAGGACCUUCCACAGGGACGCCACAUGAGGCCGAACCGGAGGAGAAGGGAGAUGCCGGACUGGCAAUGGAAGGAGGACGAGGACCAGUUCGGGUUCAAGUCAAAGUGAAACGGCCAACGGUGGGAUGGAAGGGCGAGUGGGAUGAUGAGAACAAAUUUGACGGGUAGGCCGAGAGUCGGUGGACGGUGUACCUCCAUGCACGAACGCUACCGUUACGUCGGUUAACAUUGGGUUCCAUCUCAGCUUAUGCUGCGUGGCCGUUUUGGCAUUCUCGAGUUGAUCAUCCCCUCCUCAUGCGUUCAACGUUGU
Messenger RNA from Laetiporus sulphureus 93-53, 1414 nucleotides. RefSeq lists its product as uncharacterized. Bases 359 to 1213 code for a protein of 284 amino acids. The record is from RefSeq and is a predicted model, not a curated record. Lineage: Eukaryota; Fungi; Basidiomycota; Agaricomycetes; Polyporales; Laetiporaceae. The transcript is spliced from 2 exons.